Molecule: messenger RNA, 519 nt
Organism: Trichoplax adhaerens
Lineage: Eukaryota; Metazoa; Placozoa; Uniplacotomia; Trichoplacea; Trichoplacidae
Exons: 6
Coding region: 1-519 (172 amino acids)
Biological process (GO): regulation of transcription by RNA polymerase II
Cellular component (GO): mediator complex
Molecular function (GO): transcription coregulator activity
Source: RefSeq, a predicted model, not a curated record
AUGGCGGACAGAUUAUCGCAGUUACAAGACGCUGUCAACCAACUAGCUCAACAUCUUUGCGACAGCGUUGGAGUUCUACAACAAUCGGCGCCGUUAAGUUAUUUUGAUGAAUUUGAAAGCCACGACCGAGGCUUAUUAAGUAUUCAAUGGAUGCAAACUAACCAAAUUCUCUAUUCAAACACGGUAUCCUAUCUAGCCGUUCACAAUCCGACUACGAAUGGUGAAAAUGUAGAAAACAAUUUAGACGUUUUUGCUACCUUGAUUACUCGGACCGCUCAAGAUAUCGACUACAUUAUUACUUCCUUACCCGAUAUUCGUGUCUCGCAACAAAAUCAGGAAAAAGCGAUCGAAAGAUUACAAGAAGAAAAUGCACAGGCUCGCCAACAACUUGUAGAAGCUAUUACAAGAGCCGAGGGUGUACUGUUAAAGGUCAAACAGAUUAAAAAUCAGGUAGCAGCAGCACAACUCGAAAUUGAUAAACGUGUCAAUUGUAACGAAAGGAUUGAAAUUGGUCAAUAA